This is a messenger RNA of Castor canadensis (American beaver), 506 nucleotides long. The record is from RefSeq and is a predicted model, not a curated record. NCBI's taxonomy places the organism in Eukaryota, Metazoa, Chordata, Mammalia, Rodentia, Castoridae.
CUCUGUCCUGGGAGUGAGCAGCUGGCUUUCAUCCUGAGUCCAGGAAGAAGGACUGCUAUCUGCUGACCUCUGCUCAACCUGUAUAGCUCCACCAUCUGUGACACAAGCCAUGAAGACACUUGCUCUCCUUGCUGCCAUUCUCCUGCUGGCCCUCCAGGCCCAGAGUGAUCCUCUCCCAGCAAGAGUUGAGGAGGCUUCAGCCCAGGAACAGAUGGAGGAAGAGGACCCAGUCACAACCAUCUCCAUUACCGGGGUGGAAAGCUCUGAUUUCCGAGAUGCAGGUUUAAGAGCAGGAGUAGACUGCUACUGCAGAAGGGGAGGAUGUAAUUUUCCAGAACGCAGAAUUGGAAUGUGCAUACAAAACGGUAUCUACUACAACCUCUGCUGCCGUUAAUCAUCAAGAAAGUAAAAAUGCGUGUACCAUUUGCCUGGAGAUGCAGAAGGCCACUGCUAAGUCUCCUGGGCCAGGUGCCUGAGUUCCUUUCCCAAGUCCAAAUAAAGUCAUU